AGGAAACAAGCAAGGGAGCAGGGCGGCCGGCCAGAGCUGGGGUGUCGGGCAGCCCGGAGCGGAGCUCGGCCCGGGGGCUCAGGGCUGGUUCCCGGGGCGCGGCGCUGGAAGGGCCCGGGCAGCGAAAGUCCCGCGGCGGGUGCGGGCAGGCGCUGUAAGGGCCCGGGCGGCGGGCGGCUGCGGCCCGGAGCAGCGGGAGGGGGGAGUGCCUGCCGGAGGCGGCUCCGGCGGCUGCAGCGGGGAGCGCUGCCCGGGCACGCCGGCCACUUCACAGACGUAAGCUGCACGGGGCAGCUUUGGGUUGGACAUUAGGAGGAAUUCCUUCACAAAAGGGCUGAUUAGAUAUGGGAAGGGACUGCCCACGGCGGCGGUAGUGGCGUCCCCACCCUUGGAGGUGUUUAAGGAAAGACUGGACGCGGCACUCGGUGCUCUGGGCUGGGUGACAAAGUGGGGAUCGGUCACCGACUGGACUUGAUGGUCUCAGAGGACUUUCCCAAGCUCAGUGACUCUGGGAUUCUCGCCUUGGCCAGGGGUGGUUCGCUCCGGGCUCCUGCCGCAGGUGCCAUUCCUGCCGCUGGCAAGUGGAGCUCGCCUGUGGUAUUGCCUUUGGGAGGUUACUGCUCCUUUUGUGUUCAUUGUAACCAUGCUUCCAGCAGCGCUUGAAGAUUGCAUCUUUCUGUGUUUUUAAAUGCGAAGUAAUCCCAGUCUUGCCUCUUGGGCAGUAUUCUUAAAUCCUCCAGUGUAUUGUAAAGUUCUCUCCACUUGACUCUGCUACAAUUCUGCCUUGAGUUGGAUGGAGAAGCAACCUGGUUUGUGCAUUGCCAUGAGUGACCACUGCUUUCCUGUACUUCCCUGGUACUGAAGCCACCAGGAUUCAGUGAUGGAGGCUUUGCUGGAAGGAAUGCAGAGAAAUGGGCAGGGGAGUGGUGGAUUCUUGACCUCCUGUGAGGCUGAGCUGCAGGAGCUGAUGAAGCAGAUAGACAUCAUGGUGGCUCACAAGAAAUCCGAAUGGGAAGAGCAGACACAGGCUUUGGAAGCUUGUCUGAGUGCUCGGGAGCAGGAACUUUCCUCUGCCAAGGCCGCUCUGCAGGAAAAACAAAAGGAGGUUGGCCUGCUGCGUCGCCAGGUCGAAGAUGUGGAAAAAUCCAAGCAGGACAUGGUCAGAGAGUAUGAACAGCAGCUGAAGAAAUUCCAGGAGGAGUUGUCCCGGCUGAGGAGGAGCUAUGAGAAGCUACAGAAGAAAAAAACAAGAAGCAGAGGAGAAGCUAACAAGGGACAAGAGGAGGACAAGUUUGAAUUGAGCCGACUGACCAGGAAGCUGGAGGAGUUCCGUCAGAAAUCACUUGACUGGGAGAAGCAGCGCCUGCGGUUCCAGCAGCAGGUGGCAUCGCUGGAGGCGCAGCGCAAGGCUCUGGCAGAGCACUCCGAGCUCGUGCAGACCCAGCUGGCCAAUCGGAAGCAGGUCCUGGACUCGGUGGAGCUGGCAAGCCGCUCGGAAAUCCAGCACUUGAGCAGCAGGCUGGAGAGGGCCAAGGACACCAUCUGUGCCAACGAGCUGGAGGUGGAGAGGCUCAGCAUGAGGGUGGAUGAGCUCAGUGAGGACAAUCGCAUGAUUCUGGAAGAUCAGCAGAGAGUUCAAGAGGAAUUAAGGCAGUCCAAGAAAAUGUUAGAGGUGCUGGAGGAUGAGAAGAUGGAACUGAGAGCCACUUUGCAGUCUCAAGAAGAUUUCAUUGACAGCUCAAAGCUGCACCAGGAACAGUUACGGAAAGAGCUGGACAGGAUGACUGAAACUCUUCACACAAAAGAACUCCUGAUCAGGGCCUUGGAGGAGCGCUUGCAAGGGAAGCCCUUGUCCUCUGCAGGGCUGGAGCUGGAGCAGGUGCUGCUGCAGCUGGAUGUUGCCCAGAAGAAGGAACAGCACUUGCAGUCAGAGGUGACUCGUCUUGAGAACAGCCUAGUGUCUUCAAAUGCCAGGUGUGUGCAGCUGAGCGAGGAGCUGGGUGAGAAUCUCAAAGAGCUGCAGUCCCUGGAAGAAGACCAGACUGAGUCAAGGGCAGAGAUUAAAAAGCUGAAAGACCAGCUCUCUCAGGCUGAACAAAUGCACAGCAGUGAGGUAGAGGGGAUGAAAAGGGAGAUCUCCAGGCUGACGCGGGAGCUGCAGCAGCGGGACAUCACCAUUGCAUCGGCGAGCGGCUCCACCUCAAACCUGGAGCAGCAGCUCAGAGCAGAGAUUGAAAGAGCAGAGAGGAAAGCAGUGGAGCACAGGGUAAUUCUGGUCCAACUGGAAACCUUGAGGCUGGAAAACCGUCAUCUCUCAGAGAUUCUGGAAAAAACAGAGUGUGGUAAGCUGAAGGGGGACCAUGGCACCCUGAGAGCACUCAGGGAGGACUACACUGCUGAGCUGCAGAAAUUAAUAUCUGAGAACCACCAGCUGCGGAAGGACCUCGUAGAGACCAGGGCGAAACUGGGGGUCACUGCACAGGUGUGCCCAGGUGAACCUCAGGGCAUGGGUCAGCAGGGGCAAGGCAAAGAGCCCAGGGAUGUACAGCACAGGACAGCUCAGGAAGCACAGCACGAGCAGGAUGAACACACAGGAAGGACUCAUCUCCAGCCUGACAGGACUGCUCAGCAUCAUCACAGGGACUCCCAAAGUUGUGGGGCUGCUGAAACAGGAACUGUGACCCCUGAGGUGGGUGAGCCACCCUCCCAGAGCAGCAGCAAGAACUGCAAGGAGUCACGUGCCUGGCUGGCAGCGGAGUCUGUGCUUCACGUGGUGCCUGAAAACAAAGAUUUUGCAGAUGAAGCAUCUAAGCAGCCUGUCUUAAAUCAUCACAGAGAAUCUAUGGUUUUGUGCCCCUUGCCUACAGCUUCUGUUGGAUCCAUUGCUGCACGAUACCUGGAAGAUGAAGAAGUGAGAUCCCAGCACAUCCUGGAGUGCCUAAAUGCUCACAUUGAGGAACUGAAAACAGAGAGUGCAAAGAUAGUGAGACGAUUUGAACACCAGGAAUAAUGUUCCUUGUGGAAUUGGAAUGCUGGUUUCCUUAUGUGCUUCCAAACUGUGACUGGGAAGGUGCCUCUAUCCAGCUGGGAUUGGAGCUUGAUUGAGAGGCCGUGUGUCCCACUUGGAGCUGAAUCAGCAGGAUGGGAGUUGAGGAGAAGGAGCUUCUGUCUACAUGCUUGCUCUGAUGAGGGCUGUUACACCACAAGCAUUUUAGUCAGCUUGCCAUGGGCAUUGCCAGAGACCUGCAUCUCAGCUAUGUGCUCACUCACAAAGUUGAUGGUGUUUUUUAAAAGCAAACCAUUUGCUAGUUUUUAUGUAUUGAAAGUAUAUUUUAUACAUGUGAAAGCAUUGAAAUAAAUCAGAAUGGCCAACACCCCUUUUCUUGUUUAUACAAAUACACAAAGGGAUUCUUGUGGCUUAUAUUCCCUUCUCAUCAGGAACCUGGAUCAACACCUUUUCCAUCACAGCAUAGCUAUGUUCUUUAAGGAACAGGGAAUAAAAUUCCUCUUUCCUUUAGGCUAUC
Pyrgilauda ruficollis (rufous-necked snowfinch) is the source of this 3524-nucleotide messenger RNA. It is a transcript of the gene CEP63, whose product is annotated as centrosomal protein 63. The record is from RefSeq and is a predicted model, not a curated record. Gene Ontology annotation, cellular component: centriole. NCBI's taxonomy places the organism in Eukaryota, Metazoa, Chordata, Aves, Passeriformes, Passeridae. Gene Ontology annotation, biological process: centriole replication; de novo centriole assembly involved in multi-ciliated epithelial cell differentiation. The transcript is spliced from 15 exons. Bases 881 to 3010 code for a protein of 709 amino acids.